Thelazia callipaeda (thelaziosis nematode) is the source of this 918-nucleotide messenger RNA. NCBI's taxonomy places the organism in Eukaryota, Metazoa, Nematoda, Chromadorea, Rhabditida, Thelaziidae. The record is from the annotation of a GenBank genome assembly.
AUGGCAGAUAUUCAGUCUUCGGUAACAGAAGCUAAUCGGUAUCGCACUGAAGGCAAUGAACACUUUCGCUCAUUUCGUUACCACAAUGCGAUCUUGAGUUACACGAAAUCUCUGGACUGUCAAGAAACAUCCCAAGUGCUUGCAAACAGAGCUCAAGCUUAUCUAAAUAUACGCCAAUAUGAACGAGCAUUGAUAGAUGCUGCGAGAGCCAUAGAAUUGGAUGCAAACAAUAUUAAAGCAUUGUUUAGGUAUGCCAAAGCACUAGAAAAUUUGGGCUUGCAUGAAGUGGCAGCUGAUAAACUAUCGAAGAUCAAUCCAACUAAUCAAAAAAAUAAAGAAGUUGCAGAAUUAAAACGAUCUGUUCAAGGAAAAGUAAACUGUGAAGAAGUGAGACUGUUCUGUGGUGAAAAAGAUGAAUUCCUUCGAUCGAAAAUGCCAUUAAUGGAAAUAAAAAAUAUUGAAGUGAUAGCAAUGGAAUCAGCGGAACAGUCAUCAAAAACGGAUACAUAUGUUCUUGAAGUGGCUAAUGUUUCAGACGAACCAUCAGUACCACUAAUUCCACCUCCUCCAGCGACGUCAUUCAACUUUAUUUCAGACUUUCAAACGCUUAAAUAUAAACCAGUAUCGUUCGCAGAAUAUUUUUUAUCUAUCGAUCAAGAGAAACAUAAAGAUGUGCUGGAUGAUGUAAUCGAAACAGAAAUGAUUGAGUGUAUAAUUACUGGUUACGAUAUGCUGGCCAAUAAUUCCAAUAUUUAUUACCUGCUAGAAAGUUUAGUUCAACUUGCUGGAGUUUCGAGAUUCGAAAUUGCUGUAAUGUUUUUGGAUGAAACUGCAAAAGAGAAACUUAGACAGCUAGCAGGGCGUCAUCCGGUGAACGAAGAAUUAGCGUCAAUGUUGCAUUCUCUCUAUGUUUUAUAA